CCGCGGCAGUCUCCGCGGCGUGCGCCCCCUUCCGCCUGACGCGUCCCCGGCGUCGGCCGCGCAGCCCUGGCUCCUCGCGGGCUCGGGCGGCGGCUGCGGCGGGGCUAUGGCGAGCGGCGGUGGCGGCGGUAAUACCGGCGCGGGAGGGGGCCCGGGGCUGGGCCUGAGCCUCGGCCUGGGCUUGGGGCUUAGCCUAGGCAUGGGUGAGGCCACCGGCGAGGCGGAGGAGGAGGCGGCCACUGCCGAGGCGGUGGGACGUCUGGCCACAACGCUGUGGCUGCGGCUACGCGGUUGGGAGGCGGUGCUGGUGGCGGCGCAGCGGCUACUGGUGUGGGAAAAGCCGCUGCACAGCCUCGUCACGGCGGCUGCGCUCAACGGCCUCUUCUGGUUGCUCUCUUCGUCGUCCCUUCGGCCCUUCUUCCUACUCAGCAUCUCACUUUUGGCCUAUCUUCUCCUGGAUCUCUGGCAGCCUCGCUUUCUCCCUGAGGUCUCAGCAUCAUCACCAGAGGAGCCACACUCUGACAGUGAGGGUGCAGGGUCAGGCGCCCGGCCACACCUGCUGAGCGUGCCCGAGUUAUGCAGAUACCUGGCUGAGAGCUGGCUCACCUUCCAGAUUCACCUGCAAGAGCUGCUGCAGUAUAAGAGGCAGAAUCCAGCUCAGUUCUGUGCUCGAGUCUGCUCUGGCUGUGCCAUGCUGGCAGUGUUGGGACACUACGUUCCAGGGAUUAUGAUUUCCUACAUUGUCUUGCUGAGUAUCCUGCUUUGGCCCUUGGUGGUUUAUCAUGAGCUGAUCCAGCGGAUGUACACACGCCUUGAGCCCCUGCUCAUGCAGCUGGACUACAGCAUGAAGGCGGAACCCGAUGCCCUGCACCACAAACACGACAAGAAGAAGCGGCAGGGGAAGAACGUACCCCCAGGAGGGGAUGAGCCACUGGCAGAGACAGAGAGUGAAAGCGAGGCAGAACUGGCUGGCUUCUCCCCAGUGGUGGAUGUGAAGAAAACAGCACUGGCCUUGGCCAUUACAGACUCAGAGCUGUCAGAUGAGGAAGCUUCUAUAUUGGAGAGUGGCGGCUUCUCUGUAUCUCGGGCCACUACUCCACAACUGACAGAUGUAUCUGAGGAUUUGGACCAGCAGAGCCUGCCAAGUGAGCCGGAAGAAGCCCUGAGCAGGGAGAUGGGGGAGGGAGAGGAAGCAGAGCUGGCCCCACCCGAAGACCUGCUGGGCCCCCGUCAGGCCCUCUCAAGGCAAGCCCUGGACUCAGAGGAGGAGGAAGAUGUGGCAGCCAAGGAAACCUUGCUUCGGCUCUCAUCCCCCCUGCACUUUGUGAACACACACUUCAAUGGGGCAGGGUCCUCCACAGAUGGAGUGAAGUGCUCCCCUGGGGGACCGGUGGAGACACUGAGCCCGGAGACAGUGAGUGGUGACCUCACCACUCUGCUCAGCACCCUGUCUCCCCCACGUUGCCUUGCUGAAAGUGACCCAGUCCCCUCCCCCUCAGUACUCCCACCUCUUCCCCAGGACUCACCCCAGCCCCUGCCUGCCCCUGAGGAAGAAGAGGCACUCACCACUGAGGACUUUGAGUUGCUGGAUCAAGGGGAGCUGGAGCAGCUGAAUGCAGAGCUUGGCUUGGGGCCAGAGACACUCCCAAAGCCCCCUGAUGCUCCACCUCCUCCACCCCUGGGGCCUGACACCGUGUCUCUGGCACAGUCAGACCAAGAAGCUCAGGCCAUGGCAGCGCCAUGAGCCAUGGGAGAGGGAGCUGCAGGCACAGUAGGGUUUCCUGGCUAGCAGUGUCGUUGUUUUCCUCGUUUCCCUCCUGCCUGGGGAGGGGCACUGGGUGGGAAAGCUGGCUAUGGGAUAGCAGCCAGUUGACCCACUCCCUGCCUGCCUGCCUGCUUGCCUGCUGUCCCAGGCCUGGUACAGGACCUGUGCCUGGGAUCGGUUUUAAGUCUGUAAAUAAUUUUACAUUUGGGUUAGUGGAUGCGAACAGGCCUGAGGAAGUCCUUCCUGCAGCCUGCACUCGCCUCCCUGUCUCAUCUUUAUUCUCAUUCCACUCUGCCCCAAGCCCUGGUGGUCUACCCCUUUUUUCCUCCUAUCCUCAGGGACCUGUGCUGCUCUGCCCUCAUGUCCCACUUGAUUGUUUAGCUCAGGCACUUUAUCAUUUUUCUCUCCUGUCCCUUUCUGCUUUAUUUCCUUGCUGUGUGCUCUCCUUAGCACUUCAACCCCCACAUUUUCCCAGCUUCUCCCAGCAGGAACUGGCUAAGCUUUAGGGAGGUUCCUGGUCUGGGAGAUAAGAGACUAAACCUGGGGUGGCAGAUCAGGCAGUAGUUAGGCACCUAGACCACUACCCAUUGUAACCCCCAUUGCACUUUCACACUAGUUUAUCCUGGCUUUUAAUGAUACAGGAGGAGAGCAGGGAUCCCACAGUACAUCCACCAGCACUGGGGUUGGUGAGCGUGAGUUCUGUCUUGUUAGGAUGAGGUGUCUCCUUACUGCCCUAGGGAGGAAUGAGGAGACCUGCUUUUUUGGGCCGUGGGUGGUCUAAGUGUGGUGGGACCCCCUACUGGGGUCAGGAAAGUGAACAGUAACAUCUGUGCAGGUGUUGAUCGGAAAAAUAAAAUGUUAAUUGGCUAGAACUGCUGCUACUUGCCUGCCUCACCGUGAACUGUCUCCCACACUGUGCUUGGCCCCCUCCUCACCCCUUACCCCUUGUCUCAAGUUUUGCUCCUAGCUGUUUGUUUUCCUUGGUACAAAACAAGGCCAGAAACAAGGAUUACCCAACAGCCCUCACUUCCUCUUAGCCAUCUUCCCUGACAGCGUGGUAUGUUUAGUGAGAUUUAGCAUGUGUGAAUAAAGUAUACACCGGAGGAAA
Molecule: messenger RNA, 2873 nt
Organism: Choloepus didactylus (southern two-toed sloth)
Lineage: Eukaryota; Metazoa; Chordata; Mammalia; Pilosa; Megalonychidae
Gene: RETREG2
Product: reticulophagy regulator family member 2
Exons: 9
Coding region: 107-1744 (545 amino acids)
Source: RefSeq, a predicted model, not a curated record